AUGACAGACCCAACCUUUCGCAUCACAACACCUCGCCUUGCAAUCUCCCACCUAGACCCUUCAAAUUCUCUCCACUGCUCCUUUCUCGUCUCCCUCUGGAACACGCCAGAAUUCAUCGCCAUGCUCGGCGGCAAACCAACUUCCAUCACCACUCCCUCUGCCGCUAAAUCAUUAAUCCAAAACCGUUUCUUGGCUGAACAUGCUCGCAAUGGCUAUGGAAUGUACCUUGUCUCUUUACUUGGGGAUGACACUCUCGUUGGCACUAUAUCCCUAAUGCGUGGGGAGAAUUCUUCGUUACUGGCUCCUGAUAUAGGGUUUGCCAUGCUAUCUGAGCAUAUGAGGAAGGGAUAUGCUGUUGAAGCUGCCAAGGCGCUGAUUGAACAUGUGGAUGGAGAAAAGGGUGUCAAAGCAGUUUUUGGGUUCUGUCAUGAGGGCAAUGAGGCCAGUAUGGGUGUUUUGAGGAAGUUAGGCUUCAGGUGGGAGGGAGUCAGGAAGGUCAAAGAGUUUGAGGGUAAAGAGACGGCGGUGUGGAGUUGGGAUAUGGAGAGUGUGGAAGAAUGGGGGCUUUGA
Messenger RNA from Aureobasidium uvarum, 570 nucleotides. Lineage: Eukaryota; Fungi; Ascomycota; Dothideomycetes; Dothideales; Saccotheciaceae. The record is from the annotation of a GenBank genome assembly.